AUGGAGAACCGUCGGAAUCUGGCAGUUCGGGGAGCCGGCGAUGCCUUGGGCGCCGUUGGCUUCUCUACAAGGAAGCGAACAUCGGACACUGGGAUUGAGCCGUCGACCAGCCGCCGCCGGACGCGGAAUCCGUCUCCCGAAGGAGAAGACGGGAGCGAUAUCGAGGAGUACGACCCGGAACAGUCGAUGCAGCAGCGCCGAGAGAUCCAGAGGACCCUUCGCGAGAUGCAGAAGGAGAUGCGCGAGAACCCAGACGAGUUUUUGCAAGCAGAUCCCAAGGCACUGCUCGAAUUUCUCGACCAAUCCGACCAGAUCAUCAAGAAUGUCAAGCAGACCGCCGAGGCAGCCAUUGACUCACGUGGUUUGGUGAUUGCUGCCGAUCUUUCGGCACGCAGAGUUCAACGCUUAACGUCUGGCAGCGUCGGAAACGGUGUCGAUGUUGACGAAUUCGUCUCCAAGUGCAUUACGUACAUGCUGCAAGGCCGCGGGAUCGACGACGAUGAGGCCAUCGAAUUGUCAAGCACUCAGAGGAGGAGGAGGCAGCCGAACCGUGGCGCUUUGGGUAGUGACGACGAGGAUGCGGUGGGCGACGACGGCGACAUGAUGAACUGGGCCCACCUGGGUCGGUUCGCUUGCAUACCCGCCGUCCGCAGGCCUGCUCUCCCCGGCUUCCUCUUGGGUCCUCUGUCGAUUGAAAAGAAGUUGCGCAGAAUCACAAAGAGGUCUGCACCGUUCAGGGUUAAUAGCCUUCAGGAGGUCAGGCCAGAGGAGCUCAGGGCAGAAGACCUGAAAAAGUCGGACAAGAACGACCUUCCCUCAAUUUGCAAGAAGAUCCACGUACAGUUGGAGCAGGCCCAGCAGGAAGCUCAGGAUGCGGUUGAAGAAGCGCUUGAUAGUUUCGGCGACAGCGCCGCACCCGAGGAUGAGAGGGCGCUGAUGGACCGCCAUGCGCUGCGGUCCACUGGAGGAAUCGACCUGUUGCGGUUCGUCGUCAACCCGCUCUCGUUCGGGCAGACCGUCGAGAACAUGUUUUACGUCAGCUUCUUGAUCCGAGAAGGGAGCGUCAAACUCGACUUCGACGACGACGGUCUCCCAUCUAUCGAGCCGGUUCGUAAAAAUGCAUCGGCAGAGCCAUCUCGUUCCAAGGCCGCCAUGAGACACCAAGCUAUCAUGUCGAUUGACAUGGCAACAUGGAGAGAUAUUAUCGACGCAUUCGAUAUAAAGCAGCCCAUGAUCCCGCACAGACAGGAGGAAAUGCAACAAGGGCCCGGCGCGUGCGGCUGGUACUCAUAG
Parathielavia appendiculata is the source of this 1293-nucleotide messenger RNA. RefSeq lists its product as uncharacterized. The transcript has 2 exons. Bases 1 to 1293 code for a protein of 430 amino acids. NCBI's taxonomy places the organism in Eukaryota, Fungi, Ascomycota, Sordariomycetes, Sordariales, Chaetomiaceae. The record is from RefSeq and is a predicted model, not a curated record. Gene Ontology annotation, cellular component: nucleus; Smc5-Smc6 complex. Gene Ontology annotation, biological process: DNA repair.